UUCCCAUCAACCAAUCCAAUCCACAGCCCCCGGAGCCAGACACACCAACAAGCUUCCCUGUCUUCAUCUUCUUCUUCUUCCCUGCUCAAAUCUUCCAUACACCAUGGGCUCCCUGAGAAGCAGUGGCAGCGGCGCGGCGGUGCCGGUGGAGAGUGUGGACCCAGAGGCGGCGUGCGUGCUGCUGGCCACGCAGCAGUACGGGUACGUGGACGUGCGCAUGUGGGAGGACUUCGACAAGGGGCACGUCGCGGGUGCACGCAACGUACCGUAUUACCUCUCCGUCACCCCUCACGGCAAGGAGCGCAACCCUCACUUCGUCGACCAGGUCGCCGCACUCCACGCCAAGGAGGACAGGUUCCUCGUUGGCUGCCGCUCUGGUGUCCGUUCAAGGCUCGCCACCGCGGACCUCUUGGCCGCAGGGUUUACCAAUGUGAAGAACCUUCAGGGCGGCUACCUCUCCUUGCUCAAGAGCGCAAGCUACUCGCAGCCAACAGCCAGCCACCAGUGAUCCAUCAAUUCCAUAUCUAGAAUAAGAAGCGUGUUCAGAGCUCCCUGUGGAGGGGACGCGUCGAGCGGACACUACAAAGGCGGUAACCACGACGGUUGCUAAACUAAGCAGAGAUUAUUAGGAUCACAGUUAAUCCUUAACACCCCUAAUCUAUGCUUGUCUUUGUGAAUGCUCCAUUAUCUUGAUAAAGACUCCUCCAGACAUGUUUAUCAUUAAGUAUGUUCAGCAUCUUCAA
Messenger RNA from Triticum aestivum (bread wheat), 743 nucleotides. RefSeq names its product thiosulfate sulfurtransferase 16, chloroplastic. Bases 104 to 508 code for a protein of 134 amino acids. The record is from RefSeq and is a predicted model, not a curated record. Gene Ontology annotation, molecular function: catalytic activity. NCBI's taxonomy places the organism in Eukaryota, Viridiplantae, Streptophyta, Magnoliopsida, Poales, Poaceae. The transcript has 2 exons.